This is a messenger RNA of Funneliformis mosseae, 393 nucleotides long. The record is from the annotation of a GenBank genome assembly. Lineage: Eukaryota; Fungi; Glomeromycota; Glomeromycetes; Glomerales; Glomeraceae.
AUGAAAGGUUCAAGGCCAUAUGCCAGAGAUGAUAAAGAAAUAGCAGAUGCUUUGAAAAUCUCCAAAAACCUAAGAAAAAUUUUUAUAAACGUAUUCAAAGAUAACGCAAAAUGCAGAAGGCGACUACCCAAAAAUCUUGCCAUUUUUGGUAGUCAAAGUUUUCGACUUCGAAUACAUUUACAGUUUAUGAUUACUGAGGAAAAUUCUGUCCUAAUGAAAGAUAAGGGAGUUCAUAUUUUUUACGAAUGUAUUAUAAAGUGGGCCUUGCUAGUUCUGGAGAUCAAAGAAGCUUUUGAGGAAUCACAAGUGCAAACGAGACCGUCAAGGCUUUCUUACGUUAAUGCACUGAAAGGUAGCGGACACUCUAUAUUAAAGAUGGAUCAUUAUUCGUGA